Messenger RNA from Juglans regia (Persian walnut), 1173 nucleotides. RefSeq names its product ribonuclease 3-like. Gene Ontology annotation, molecular function: RNA binding; ribonuclease T2 activity. Gene Ontology annotation, cellular component: extracellular region. Gene Ontology annotation, biological process: RNA catabolic process. Bases 192 to 872 code for a protein of 226 amino acids. NCBI's taxonomy places the organism in Eukaryota, Viridiplantae, Streptophyta, Magnoliopsida, Fagales, Juglandaceae. The transcript has 3 exons. The record is from RefSeq and is a predicted model, not a curated record.
GUCCCGGAUAUUCUGUUUGUAUAUAACCUACCCUUCCCGGCCCCUUGGCCUUUAUAUAAAGCUUCAGCGACCCAAGCUGAUCAAUCCCGCAAAGCUCUUUUUCGUUAUUCUUGUUUUCUCUCAGAAAAAGAAAACCCCGCAAAGUUGUUGUAAAGCUAGCUAGCUAGAGAAAAGAUUGAGUUAGAGACAAUAUGGAACUCAAAUGGUCAAUCUUGAUCAAGCUUUUGAUAGUACAAUAUCUCUCAGUUGUUUGUGUUUCACAGGAGUUUGAUUUCUUUUACUUCGUUCAACAGUGGCCAGGAGCAUACUGCGACACAAAGCAAAGUUGUUGCUAUCCUAAGACAGGAAAGCCUACGGCAGAUUUCGGCAUCCAUGGACUUUGGCCUAACUACAAGGAUGGCUCAUAUCCGUCCAACUGCGAUCCAGACAGCGUCUUUGAUAAAUCUCAGCUCUCAGAAAUCAUGAGCAGUUUGCAAAAGAAUUGGCCAUCACUUAGCUGCCCGAGUAGCAAUGGCUUUAGGUUCUGGUCACAUGAAUGGGAAAAACAUGGGACCUGUUCAGAGUCUGAACUCGACCAGAUAGAGUACUUUGAAGCAGCUCUCAAACUGAAGGAGAAAGUAAACCUCCUAGAAAUCCUGAAGAAUGCUGAAAUUGAACCAGAUGAUGGAUUUUACAGCUUAGACAGCAUUGAAGAAGCCAUUACAAAGGCCGUUGGACACGCCCCUGGUAUUGAGUGCAACAAGGAUUCAGCAGGCCAUAGCCAACUUUACCAAGUUUACCUGUGUGUGGACACUUCAGGGUCUGAAAUCAUUGAGUGUCCGGUGCUUCCAAAACGCAGAUGUGCUUCUGAUGUCCAGUUUGCCAAGUUCUAGAGAUUGUACUUGCUGAGGAGUAGUACUAAAGGAUAUUACGCGCGUACUGUCUUCUACGUCGUUAACUUGGUUUCAUUUCUGUUUUUCUUUUCAAAUAAAUGAUGACCACUUUACUUUCAGUCGCAAAAACUUAAUUUUCAUGGUACUUUCCAUGUAUAUUUUCACUCAAUGAUUAAGAUCCGAAUGUUCGUAUACGAAAUAUGUAACAAAGUGAUCGAUGGUUAGGCUGGAUAUUAAUUUGGAAGCCUUAUUUCUCAUUGAUCGUGAGAAUAGAAAUCAAAACAACGUACAUUUUUGUUUU